Myripristis murdjan (pinecone soldierfish) is the source of this 6077-nucleotide messenger RNA. RefSeq names its product nidogen 2a (osteonidogen) (gene nid2a). Bases 1 to 5121 code for a protein of 1706 amino acids. The transcript is spliced from 38 exons. NCBI's taxonomy places the organism in Eukaryota, Metazoa, Chordata, Actinopteri, Holocentriformes, Holocentridae. Gene Ontology annotation, biological process: cell-matrix adhesion. Gene Ontology annotation, molecular function: calcium ion binding. The record is from RefSeq and is a predicted model, not a curated record. Gene Ontology annotation, cellular component: basement membrane.
AUGGGGAGCGGGGACUUGCUGAGUCUGUCCUUGCUGUGCUGGUGCUGCAGUGUGCGUGUGGUCACAGCCAUCCAGAGAGCUGAUAUUUUUCCUUAUGGGAAUCUGAGUGGAGAUUUAACUUUGGCAGAGGGCGACGAUGAAACCUCCAAGGUCCUGUCCCUGCCCAAGCCCUUCUACUUCUACGACUCCCACUUCAGCCAGCUAUAUGUGGCCACCAAUGGCAUCAUAUCAGCUCAAGACCUGCCGAUGGAGAAGCAGUACGUUGACGAUGGCUUGCCAACUGAUUUCCCUGUGGUCGCCCCGUUCCUGGCUGACAUCGACACCAGCCGAGGCCGAGGACAGAUUUACUACCGGCUCACUGAAACGCCCAGCGUGCUCAACAGAGUGGCACAGGAAGUACAUCGAGGGUUCCCGGACGCGAGGUUCACACCCACGCAUGCUGUGGUGGCAACAUGGGAGAACGUCGGAGCAUAUGAAGAGGAAACUCGAUCUGCUGGACCAACAAACAAGGUCAAUACAUUCCAGGCGGUCAUAGCCUAUGAUGAGAUCGACUCAUAUGCUCUGUUCCUCUACCCUGAAGAUGGCCUGAACUUCUUUGGGACGCGACCCAAGGAGUCUUAUAAUGUUGAGAUAGAGCUGCCUGCUCGCGUGGGAUUCAGCAGAGGGGAAAUCACAUAUCUGAUCUUUUCCCGAACCGAAGGACCUCACUACAGCGUCACCACCAAUGAGCAGAGCGUUAAGAACCUUUACCAGGUUGGCAACACAGGAGUUCCUGGUGUUUGGCUCUUCCACAUUGGGAACCGUUAUUCUUUUGACAACAUUGUUCCUGCAUCUGUUGGUGGCCUGCUUGCUACUCCACCACCUAGAGGACAGCACUUCUCCCUGGACACCACCACCCCAGAGUACACAGAGUUCGAAGAAUAUUCUGACAAUACCUUCGAUGCUGAGAACCAGGAAGAAGAGGACGAUUAUCCUCUGACAGGCGGGGACCCUGAGUUCCAGCCAGCUCCUACUGGUGAUGACAUUCAAGAAUCCCUUGAACCAGGAAGUCACGACCUUCCAUCCUCUCAUACGGUGGAUUCUGAUUCAGUGAAAUACAGCAUUGAGGAUGUACCCUUGACCUCUGAACCGAGAUAUGUUUCAGAGCCGGAAGGGAGGCAGUACAGUCCCCCUAAUCCCCCAGAGACAGUCAUCUCACCAGAGGGAGGCGCUGAGCAGCCGCAGGGACAGCAACCACAGGUUCCUUUGGAGGUGGUGGAUGUUUACCCCCCUCAGAGAAAUGAGCCACCUAUUUCCCCUGGAGGUCACGUGGUCAAUGUGGAGGAAGACGAUGUUGAUUUUGACACGGGAGUUAUUCAGUACAGCACAGACAAUAAGGAGACAUGUGCCAGGUUCCAGCAGCAGUGCUCCCAGAAUGCACUGUGCACUGACUAUCCCACCGGCUUCUGUUGUCACUGCCAGCCUGGUUUCUAUGGAAACGGACGCCAGUGUCUACCUGAGGGAGCUCCGCAGCGUGUGAGUGGCAAGGUGAACGGCGUGGUGACCGUGGGUUUGACUCCGGUGGAGCUGAACAACAUCGACCUGCAUGCCUACAUCGUGGUGGGAGACGGGAGAGCGUACACCGCCAUCAGCGAGGUACCUGAGCCAGUGGGCUGGGCCCUGAUGCCAGUCUCACCAAUAGGAGAGCUGUUCGGUUGGCUCUUUGCUCUGGAGUUACCCAAUAGCCAAGGAGGAUUCAAAAUCACUGGCGCUGAGUUCACUCGUCAUGCGGAGGUCGUUUUCCACCCCGGCAACCAGCAUUUGUCAAUCACCCAGACGGCCCGCGGCCUUGAUGACCACAACCACCUCACCGUGGAUACUGUCGUCAACGGCAACGUGCCCUUCCUCCCUCCUGGAGCCACAGUUACCAUGGAACCCUUCAAGGAGAUCUACCAGUUCUACCCCUCAGUUGCCACCUCUACCUCUGUGCGGGAGUAUUCGGUGGUUUCAGCCGAGCGGGGGUCCGAGUCCCUCUCCUUCCAGCUCAAGCAGAACAUCACCUACCGUGAUUGUCGCCACGACAACCGCGCCGGCCCGGAGACGCUGCAGAUCACCAUGGAGAGGGUGUUUGUCAUGUACGUCAAAGAGGAGAGGAUCCUGAGAUACGCCAUCACCAACAAGAUUGGCCCGGUCGGAGUGGAGUCCGCUGGCCCCGAGCUGGUGAACCCUUGUUACUCUGGUAACCAUGACUGUGACACCACGGCCCAGUGUGUCCCCCUGGACGGACAGGACUACCAGUGCCAGUGUGCUACUGGCUACAGAGGGGACGGACGCAACUGUUACGAUGUAGAUGAGUGCGCUGAGGGGCUGGCUUCAUGUGGGGCCCACGCCCAGUGUGUCAACCUGCCGGGAAGCCAUCGAUGUCAGUGCCAGAGUGGCUAUGAGAUCGGCUAUGAUGGGCGAACAUGUGUCGACGUAGAUGAAUGCAGCUCGUCUCCAUGCCAUGUCAGUGCCAGAUGUAUCAAUGGGCUGGGAUCCUUCCAGUGUCAGUGCCAGCCUGGUUUUUAUGGUGAUGGUUUCUACUGCGUCCCAGAGGGAGGACAGGUAGAUCGCCCAAAGACCCAGUGUGAGCAGCACAGAGACAGUCUGCAGAGUGGAUCUGAGCCCCAGGGCCAGCCCAGCCUUGGGGCCUUCAUACCCCAGUGUGACUCCGAGGGACAGUAUAGGCCUCUGCAGUGUCAUGGCUCUACUGGACAUUGUUGGUGUGUGGACAGUAGGGGGCAGGAGAGAGCAGGAACCAGGACUCCACCUGGAACUCCACCUGUAGACUGUGACAAACCAGAGCGUCCUAAAACCCACUGUGAGCACCACAGAGACAGUGUUCCGACUACCAGUCCUGAGGGAUACCCCAUCCUCGGAGCCUAUGUGCCACAAUGUGAUGCAGAUGGACAGUACAGACCACUGCAGUGUCAUGCGUCUACUAGACAUUGUUGGUGUGUGGAUAGCAGUGGGCAGGAGAGAGCAGGAACCAGGACUCCAGCUGGUGUACCACCCAAAGACUGUGACAAACCAGACGAGCCAGAGCGUCCUAAGACCCACUGUGAGCACCACAGAGACAAUGUCCAGACCACCAGUCCUGAAGGAUAUCCUAUAGUUGGAGCCUUUGUACCUCAGUGUGACGCAGAUGGACAGUACAGACCACUGCAGUGUCAUGGCUCUACUGGACACUGUUGGUGUGUGGACAAUAGUGGACAGGAGAGAGCAGGAACCAGGACUCCGCCUGGAACACCACCAAAAGACUGUGACAAACCAGACGAGCCAGAGCGUCCUAAAACCCACUGUGAGCACCACAGAGAUAGUGUCCCGACUACCAGUCCUGAGGGAUACCCCAUCCUCGGAGCCUAUGUACCACAAUGUGAUGCAGAAGGACAGUACAGACCACUGCAGUGUCAUGCGUCGACUAGACACUGUUGGUGUGUGGAUAGCAGUGGGCAGGAGAGAGCAGGAACCAGGACUCCAGCUGGUGUACCACCCAAAGACUGUGACAAACCAGAUGAACCAGAGCGUCCUAAGACCCACUGUGAGCAGCACAGAGACAGUGUACAAACUACUAGUCCUGAGGGAUAUCCUAUAGUUGGAGUGUAUGUACCUCAGUGUGACGCAGAUGGACAGUACACAUCACAACAGUGUCAUGGAUCCACUGGACAUUGUUGGUGUGUGGACAGUAGGGGGCAGGAGAGAGCAGGGACCAGGACUCCACCUGGUACACCAUCAAAAGACUGUGACAAACCAGAUGAACCACAGCGUCCAAAGACCCUCUGUGAGCACCACAGAGAUAGUGUUCCGACUACCAGUCCUGAGGGAUAUCCUAUACUUGGAGCCUACAUACCACAAUGUGAUGUAGAUGGACAGUACAGGCCAUUGCAGUGUCAUGCGUCUACUAGACAUUGUUGGUGUGUGGACAGUAGUGGGCAGGAGAGAGCAGGAACCAGGACUCCAGCUGGUGUACCACCCAAAGACUGUGACAAACCAGUCUCUGUGGCACCGACCCAGCGCCCUGAGAGUGUGUGUGAGCGAUGGAGGGCCAGUUUGAUGGAGCACUACAAUGGAAACCCAGAGCCACACCACUACCUGCCCCAGUGUGAGCCAGACGGACAGUUCAGCCCAGUCCAGUGUUAUGGAGAGACCAAUUACUGCUGGUGUGUGGACCAGGAUGGGCGGGAGGUUCCUGGCACUCGAUCACAUGAUGUGGUCAAACCUGCAUGUCUUCCCACGGCGGCCCCGCCCACUGUACACCCAGUGCCCCGCCCUGAUGUGACCCCUCCCCCCUCUGACAUCACACUGCUGUACGCCCAGGGACAGAAAAUAGGAGCCCUGCCUCUCAAUGGGACCAGACUAGACCCGUCCCGGGCCAAGACGCUGCUGGCCUUGCAUGGCUCCAUAGUCGUUGGUGUGGCCUAUGACUGCAAAGAGAACCAAGUGUAUUGGACAGAUUUGUCUGCGAGGACAAUCAGCAGGGCUUCAAUGGAGCCCGGGGCUGAGCCUGAGAUACUUAUUAACACAGAUCUGACCAGUCCUGAGGGUUUGGCGGUGGAUGUCAGUCGCAGGCUGAUGUUCUGGGUCGACUCCGCCCCCGACAAGAUCGAGCGCUCCAACCUGGAUGGCAGCGGGAGGAGGACGCUGUUCGACACCGACUUGGUCAACCCCCGCGCCAUCAUAGUGGUCUCCUCCACCGGGACGCUCUACUGGACAGACUGGAACCGCGAGGCUCCGAAGAUCGAGAGCUCGACGGUGGACGGUCAGAACCGCAGGGUGGUGGUGUCUGAUGGGAUCGGCCUGCCCAACGCUCUGACGUAUGACUCUUCCACGGGACAGGUCUGCUGGGCUGACGCAGGCACCAAGCGUUUAGAGUGUGUAUUCCCUGAUAAUACGAGUCGAAGAGUGAUCCACCCCAACCUCAACUACCCGUUCAGCAUGGUCUACUACAGGAACCACUUCUAUUACACUGACUGGAGAAGGGAUGGUGUGAUCGCCGUGAGCAAAGACAGCAGUCAGUUCACGGAUGAAUACCUGCCGGACCAGCGCUCUCACCUGUACGGCAUCGCCAUAGCAACCACCCACUGUCUAUCAGGGAGCCACUAAUGACUGACCGGCGGCCGCAGAGUCCUUUGGUGCUAUUAUUUUUGGGGCGACUCCUGAGGAGAGGGCGAGGCCGACCCUCCCGAGCGCCCUCCUCAGGCCGCCUCAGAAGAAAGGACACUCAGAAGGGAGCGAGGUGGCUUCCCCGUUGCCACGGCUACACCGUCAGAGCAGAUUUACAACCCCCUCCGACGCUCCGACCUCCCCGCCCGUCCCAACACCGACCUCCCCCCCACCCACCUUUACACCGCCUUAAACCUAUAACCCCAAAAUUAAUGUUCUGUAAAUUUGUUUUAUACCUCAUUUUUAGUUUUGUUUUGUUUGUUCGUUUGGUUUUGUGUUUUGUUUCUACUGUAUUUUUGUACGUGAGCUCCGUUUUUUCUUUUUUUUUUUUUUUUUGUACGAUUUUCUACCGAUUAAAGCUGAAAAACGAAGAAAUGGAAUUCUUUUUUUUUUUUUUUUUAAACAAGCUUUCUGUUCUGUUCAAGCCAAAGAACAACGACGUGAGGAGCUUAAAGAGAUGAACGUGACCAAGCCAAAGAGUUCUGCAACCGAUGAUCAAUUUUUCUGUGGCUCUUGAAUUCAGUAUUCUGCCAGUUUAUUUCAUUAUUUAGCAGGCGGAGUGAUUUUUUUUUAUGUAGAACUCAACACAGGUGAUAAAGUUGCCAGCCAGAUUGAGUUUGCCAGGACUUGAAUUACCAUGACCUGAUUAAAUAUGCAAUCAGAAUUGGUUGGAUUACACAAUAAUCUGUUGUGUUUUUGUGCAAAAUCAACAGCACAUCCAGUAGAGAACUGUAACUGUGACAGGUUAGGGAUCAGUGUUGGUAGUCAGAUAUGCUGCAGUCUGAUUGGAUGUCAUCUGUUUCUCAGCCAGAUCACAGCCAUCAUUCCUCUGCACUACUAAUCCACAUUUCACUCAUGAUCAAAUGACACUAAAUUCUUUUUUUUUUUUUUUUUUU